Blepharisma stoltei is the source of this 969-nucleotide messenger RNA. The record is from the annotation of a GenBank genome assembly. Lineage: Eukaryota; Ciliophora; Heterotrichea; Heterotrichida; Blepharismidae.
AUGAGCUUAAAGAGUUUUUUAAGCAACAGCAGCAUUUUGGCAGCAAAAAGUGAACAACCGAAUGAGAUUGAAAGGCUACAAGGAGAAAUGGACAUAAUAAGCUCCUUAAAUGCUUAUUAUCGUUUAAACAGGGAAUUCAAGAUGAUAGGAAGGCCAGAAUUAACAGAGAGAAUGCUUAGGCGUAUCACAAAAUAUGAUCGCAUCCCAAAGGAUUUCCAAGCAAGACCUUUAUAUAUAAACUUAUCAGGAAUUAUUGAUGAACUUAUGCUAAAUGAGCUAGAGAUUGCACUAUGGGCAAUUUAUUUAGAAAACUUAGUAUGAAAAAACUUUGAUACAUAUGCAGAGAGGUUUCUUUUAUAUACAGCAUAUAAGGCAAAACAGGUUUUAAACGAAGAUAGCAUUGGGCUUUAUCGCAUGUAUCUCAAUGUAAAGAUAAAACAUUUUGAAGAAAAUUUUCAAUCAUGGAUGACGAAAUAUGAGGGUGAGAUUAAAGUAAAUUUGAAAAUGAUUAAUGAAAAAUUGAAUAUGCUGAAAGUUGUCAAAGAUAAAAAUAGUGAUUAUUGCAUGCUAAAUUAUAACUAUUAUGUUGACGCUAUUUUAUUGACUGCGGUUCCUUAUGCAGAUAAAGGAGAGCAAAUAGUCGCAUUAAAUACUGUUGAAAAGAGAAAAAGAAGAGAACUUAAAAAUCAAAAUACUAAUCGCCCCAAAAAAUUAAAAUCAAUGAAGAGAAUUCAAAAUAUAAGUAAAAAAAAAAUGAAGAUUGAAAAAGAUGGAAAUCUUAUAAAUACUGAAAAAUAUCCUGAAAAUCUUAUAAAUAAUAUAGAUCCUACUGAUAAAAAUCCUAGCAAUGCUAUAAAUAAUAUAGAUCCUACUUAUAAAGAUCCUGAUAUUGCAAAGAUAGAAAAAUUCUGUGAUGGUUUGAUAGAUUAUAAUGACCUGAAUCCUGAUCAAUUUUUUACAAAAUAUUAG